Molecule: messenger RNA, 1870 nt
Organism: Moneuplotes crassus
Lineage: Eukaryota; Ciliophora; Spirotrichea; Euplotida; Euplotidae
Source: the annotation of a GenBank genome assembly
AAGAGUGUUUAUGGAAGCCACAGAGCCAACAUUUGUAGAUGGUCCAAUCCCAGGCCUACUUGCCCUCCCUCCAUCAGACCCAACCCUUUAUGAACAAAACAAAAGAGGUGUAGUGAAGAUCAACCCGAUGACAAUUCCUCGUGCGCCAAAAGAAGAGGAAGAGAAGAAGGAGAAAAAGAGCAAAACAUCUAAAAAGAACAAAAAGAAAGGCAAAAGAGGCAAACAAACCGAAUCAGACGAUGAAUAUGAUGACUCUGAAGAGCAGAAGAUGAUGAAAGAUAAAUUCCAUGAUGAAUGGGAGAAGAAGAGAAAGCAAGUCUCCAAGAAAGAUCUUGAGACAAAUACUCUCCUUGUUGACGACCACUAUCAUGUACUUGGCCUUGAGGAUUUCGGACUCGCAGCCACAGAGCAUAACAUCAAGUCUGCUUACAGAAAAUUAGCUCUUGAGUACCAUCCAGAUAAGAAGAGGCCAGCCACUGAGGAAGAGAAGAAAGAUGAAGGAGAAGGAGACACUCUUAACCCAGAAGAGAAAGUAAAGAAGGAAAUAUGGCUAAAGAUCCUCAAAGCAUAUGAAACCCUUAUUGAUCCAGAGAAGAGGAAGAAGUAUGAUAGCUCCCUUCCAUUUGAUGAAAAUAUUCCAGAUGAAGAUGAUUUCGAUGAUGAGUCUUUCUACGACGUAUUCACAGAGGUGUUCAAUAGAAACGCAAUCUGGGCUAAAAACAAGCCAGUCCCUCAAUUGGGUAACGAGAAGACCCCAAUUAAAAAGGUUCUAAAGUUUUACAGAUACUGGGAUAACUUCGAUACUUGGAGAGACUUUAGUUGUCAUGAUGAAUAUGACCUCGAGGAAGCAGGUGAUAGAUAUGAGCGUGCCUACAUGAACAAAGAGAACAAAAAAAUCCGUGACAAGUACAUCAAAGUUGAAAAACAAAGACUUAUCGAGCUCUACAGGAUUGCCUACAACAAUGAUCCACGGAUAAAGGCUCAUAACGAGCAGCUUAAAAAGGAAGAAGAGCAAAAGAAAAAGGAGAAAUUCGAAAAGAAGCAAAAGGCUCGUGAAGAACGUAAACGUCUUGAAAAUGAGGCCAACCGCAAGUUGGAGGAAGAGAAGAGAAAGGUUGAGGAAGCUAAAGAGAAGCAAAGAAAAAUGGUUGAAAUCAAGAAGCAACUCAGAGAAACCAUGAGUACCAAAUUGAUUGAACUCGCUGACCAAAAACUCAAGCAGUUCAGUUAUGAAUACGACCAAUACGCCAUGGAAGAGAUUGUUAAGAAAUUAACAGACGAAGAUAUACAAAAGUUGGUUAAUGAAAUCACUGAUAUGGGAGAGGGUCAAGACGAGUUUGACCGGGUCAAGGUAAUCAUUGAUCAAGUCAAGCAGGACAAUAUCAAAAGGAUAAAAGAAGAGCAGAAAAAGGACCUAAAGAAGAGAGAAGAAGCUAAAGAAUCGAAUAAAGCAUGGACUAAAGAAGACUUCUCAUUAUUAGUUAAAGCUCUUAAUAAGUAUCCCGGUGGAACUAGAGAUAGGUGGAAGACCAUCGCUUGAUUCAUGGGAAAUAGCUAUACUUCCAAGGAUAUUAUUGACAUGACUCAGCAAUUACAAAAGAGAAAGAAUGCAGGAAAGAAGACUAAGAAGGAAGGGGAUAAAAAGAAAGCUGAAGAUACAUCAAAGACAGAAACUAAGCCUGAAGAAGCUUGGAGCGAAGAGCAGCAGAAGAGCCUUGAACUGGGACUUAAGAAAUAUCCAAAGACUCUACCCCCAAAAGAGAGAUGGGACAAGAUUUCAAAAGAAGUUGGUGAUAAAACUCCUAAAGAAUGACUGGCAAGAUUCAAAUACAUAGCAGCUUUGAUCAAGAAGAAAGCUAAAAAGUAAAAC